Suricata suricatta (meerkat) is the source of this 1808-nucleotide messenger RNA. It is a transcript of the gene MTARC2, whose product is annotated as mitochondrial amidoxime reducing component 2. The record is from RefSeq and is a predicted model, not a curated record. Lineage: Eukaryota; Metazoa; Chordata; Mammalia; Carnivora; Herpestidae. Gene Ontology annotation, biological process: nitrate metabolic process. Gene Ontology annotation, cellular component: mitochondrial inner membrane. The annotation marks the transcript as partial. Gene Ontology annotation, molecular function: nitrate reductase activity; molybdenum ion binding; pyridoxal phosphate binding. The transcript has 8 exons.
GGACUGGCCGCCGUGGCGCUGGGGACGGUGGCCUGGCAUCGCGCCCGGUCCCAGAGGCGCCGGCGGCGGCUGCAGCAGGUGGGCACCGUGUCGCAGCUCUGGAUCUACCCGGUCAAGUCCUGCAAGGGGGUGGCGGUGAGCGAGGCGGAGUGCACGGCCCUGGGGCUGCGCUGUGGCCACCUGCGGGACAGGUUCUGGCUGGUGAUUAAGGAAGACGGGCACAUGGUCACUGCCCGGCAGGAGCCUCGCCUGGUACUGGUGUCCGUCACCUGUGAGGGGGACCGCCUGAUCCUCAGGGCUCCGGGAAUGGGCCCGCUGGUGCUGCCGGGCAAGCUGCCUUCUUCCAACAAGCUUCACGAUUGCAGGCUGUUUGGGAUGGACAUCAAGGGCAGGGACUGUGGCGACCAGGCGGCUCAGUGGCUCACCAGCUUCUUGAAAACAGAAGCUUUCCGGCUGGUUCAGUUUGAGGAUCACAUGAAGGGAAGGUCAUCGAAGAAAAUUUUCUCCACUUCUGUACCGAAUUACCAGGUGGCCUACCCAGACUGCAGCCCCAUCAUGCUCCUCUCCGAAGCCUCGCUGGUGGACCUCAAUACCAGGCUGGAGAAGAAACUGAAAAUGGACCAGUUCAGACCCAGCAUCGUGGUGACCGGCUGCAAUGCCUUUGAGGAGGAUACCUGGGAUGAACUCCUCAUCGGCAGCGUCGAGAUGAAGAGGGUUUUGGCUUGUCCCAGGUGCAUUUUGACCACUGUAGACCCGGACACCGGAGUGAUCGACAGGAAGGAGCCGCUGGAAACUCUGAAGAGCUACCGCCUGUGUGAUCCUUCUGAGAAGCAGAUCUACAAGUCGUCCCCACUGUUUGGGGUCUAUUACUCGGUGGAGAAAGUCGGCAGCUUGAACGUUGGGGACCCCGUGUAUCGGAUGGUGCCGUGACAGGCUUUCUGUGUCCAAGGAGGCUCUGAUUAGGACGUGACCGACCGCCACACCACCACCUCGGCCCAUCCUCGCUCCCCAGCCUUUGACCAUCUUCACCCUGGAAGUGAACCUCGUUUUAACUUUUUGAAGUUACACGUGCUCCAGGUUAACACAGGAAAAGUAGUACAGGUGAUUCAGCAAUAAGCAGGUAUAUAAAUUUGACAUAAUGAGGACUCUUUAAAUAAAUAAAAUUGUCUAUGAAAUUAUUUUGAAUGUUCCUCUAGUGAUUACAGUUCUCAGUCCCUGAUGUUAAUACUGAGUAAAGAAAGUUGAAAGAAUCAGUUAAAAAGCUGCAAAUUUUUUCCUAAGUGUUUAUAUUAUCACCUGUCAUUCGUGUUUUGGGAGAAAUGGAACAAGAUCAUUGUUUCUGAUGUGCCUUAUCCGUGUUACCACAAAUCCUUGUUUUUGUUCUUUACAUGGCUGUUGAAUCCUGUCACCAUUUUGCUCAUGUGCUCUGGACCCCAAAGUAGGGAAUCAGGUUGUACUUGAGCGUGGAAGUUAUUUUAAGCUCCUGUUUUCAUAUUCGAUGAAGCCAUACAAAAGCAGCUUGUGUACAACCACCAGAUUCACCGCCUGGAAUCACAAGUAUGACAAAGAAAACAUGGGAUUUGAAAACAAAUGGAAUUUUGAGAGCAGGAGUGAGCAGGAGGAAAGGAUGAGCACAUUUUUUUGGGUGCAAAUAAUUUUUAGGUGCAAAUAAUUUGGUGCAAAAAAUAAGAGAAAUGAACUAUUUUGGUUUGACCAAACAAAAACCCUCACUGAAGUAACAUGUGGCUGAAUUAACCCACUUAUAAUUUGGUGGUUUCUUUAUUAUUAAUAAAUGAGUCUCAGUUGUA